CUUGUUUCAUUUCCCAAUAGGCACAAUAAUGGACCAAACUACCGUGGUGCGCCGAGCAGCGCCAAUCGACGAGGACGACGAUGCGAGCAACGAGCCGAUGGCUGUCAUCCCCUCCGUCGCAACAGCUUCUGCAAGCAGCAGCGCACCUGCCGCUGGAAGCAGCAGCUCAGGAUCUGCGGCCGGUGGCAAGUCGCUCUUCUCGCGAAAGCCCAACUCGGCGGCAGUCUCCAUCCACAGCAGUGACCCAGGACUCGAGUUCGACCAACUCAUGCGGAUCUACUAUUCCCGACUGUUUCCUUUCAAAAAGUACUAUCGCUGGCUGAGCUACGGCAACGUUCAAAAGCACUACUUUUGCAAUCGCGAGUUCUCCUUCACGCUCGAAGGCGACAUUUACGUGCGCUACCAGUCCUUCAGCACUGAGGAGCAACUGCGAAAGGAAAUCAUCCAGCGCAACCCCAUCAAGAUUGAUAUUGGCGCAGUCUACAACGUCGAGCCGAAAGAUCACAAGCAAGUGCGAGGGCCCGAGUUCAAGGCAGAAGAGAAAGAGGUCGUGUUCGAUAUCGACAUGACAGACUACGACGACAUUCGCACAUGCUGCAAAGGCGCCGACAUUUGCUUCCGCUGCUGGCCUUUCAUGACGAUCGCAGUGCGCAUUCUUGAUCGCGCUCUUCGAGACGAUUUUGGCUUCAAGAGCCUGCUCUGGAUUUACUCUGGUCGUCGUGGUGUGCAUUGCUGGGUCUGCGAUAACAGUGUUCGAACCUACGACUCCAAUAUCCGCACCGUGUUGACCGACUAUCUCUCGGUUGUCAAAGGGAGCGAAAAGAACGCCAAGAAGGUCGCUCUGACCAAUCCUCUGCAUCCUUCGCUGCAAAAAUCGCUUGAUAUUAUCGAAGAAUACUGGGAACCUGUGAUUCUCGGCGAUCAAGACAUUUUGCGCUCGCCCGCUCACAUUGAUCGGGUCCUUGCUACCAUUCCCGACGAAGAUAACGCACGUAUGCGACAAGCUCUUCGCAACGAAUGGAACACCCACCCAAACGGCACUUCGCAAGAGCGCUGGAAGCAACUUGUUCAGGAAGUGUACCUUUCUGUCAAGGCGGGCAAGUCCUAUCUCAAGUCAACCGUGCCCGAAAUCAUGUUCCAGUUUGCCUACCCGCGUCUCGACGUGGAGGUCACCAAGGGUGUCAACCACUUGCUCAAAAGUCCGUUCUGCGUGCACCCCAAGACCGGACGUGUGUGCGUGCCAAUGGACGUCGACAGCAUCGACGACUUUGACCCCUUUGCCGUCCCGACCAUCCAAGAGCUGUGCUCGCAAAUCAAUCAGUUCGAUGCUGCCAACCCGCACGCCACCACCGACUCGGGCAAAAAGCUUCAGGAUUACAAAAAGACAAAGUUGAAGGAUUUCAUGUCGCCCUUCCUAAAGUUCCUCGAGCCGCUCGAGAGCAACAUUCGCGAUGCCAAGCUCAUGGACAUGGAUAAAGAUGGGAUGGCCAUGGACUGGUAAAACGCUCAUAUACGUUCUUUGACCUCGCCUUCCUUUGUUGCUUGCUUUUGCGUUUCGUGUCUGCUGCGUUUGAUUCCUUAAUUCAACUCCGUUCUUAACACAAA
Molecule: messenger RNA, 1605 nt
Organism: Capsaspora owczarzaki ATCC 30864
Lineage: Eukaryota; Filasterea; Ministeriida; Capsasporidae
Product: primase polypeptide 1
Exons: 8
Coding region: 29-1501 (490 amino acids)
Biological process (GO): DNA replication, synthesis of primer
Cellular component (GO): alpha DNA polymerase:primase complex
Source: RefSeq, a predicted model, not a curated record